Molecule: messenger RNA, 351 nt
Organism: Cooperia oncophora
Lineage: Eukaryota; Metazoa; Nematoda; Chromadorea; Rhabditida; Trichostrongylidae
Source: the annotation of a GenBank genome assembly
AUGGGUGACGCUGUUGGUCCGAAAUAUGAUCGCAAUCUAGCACAUGUCAUCAAGCAGGAGGUAACUCCGGGAAACGGAUUUAUCGUCUCGGAACAGCUUCAAAGCAACGACGACAUGUUCCACAAACUAGUAGACAGAAAUACCCAGACGUUAGGACCUAGUGGACUCCUCGCCUCAGAUCUUCCUGUAGACAGUAAGCCUUAUGUUGACAAGUCGAUGGGCUUACGGCAUUUCUCUACCAAAGUGUGUGAGAAAGUUAAGGAGAAAGGUCGCACCAAUUACAAUCAGGUUGCGGACGAACUCGUGGCAGAAUAUUUCGCAGCGAACAAUAUGAAUUCUGAGGAGUUUUUG